Rhipicephalus sanguineus (brown dog tick) is the source of this 5001-nucleotide messenger RNA. RefSeq names its product phosphatidylinositol 4-phosphate 5-kinase type-1 alpha. The transcript has 15 exons. Bases 258 to 2003 code for a protein of 581 amino acids. Gene Ontology annotation, molecular function: phosphatidylinositol kinase activity. The record is from RefSeq and is a predicted model, not a curated record. Gene Ontology annotation, biological process: phosphatidylinositol metabolic process. NCBI's taxonomy places the organism in Eukaryota, Metazoa, Arthropoda, Arachnida, Ixodida, Ixodidae.
GCACUGUCGCGUCGGAACAACCGCAGAAAGCUCGGCAGUUAGGCCUAUUUGUGUGUGUGUGUGUCCGUAAGUGUUCUGCUUGUUUAUGUGCGACGAAAAACGACAGCCAGAUGCCCGAUAACACCUGAGCCGUGUGUGAUUGCCUCGGAUGUGACUGGUGCGACGGCGUGCUGCGCGGACGCACUAUGUGGCUCGUCCUGGAGUGAUUCAUCCCCGGCGAGCGAUAUCUCCCGGCUGGAAUUGACAGAAAAAUCAAGAUGGCCUCCGAGACUCAAUUGCCCCCGGCUGCUGCUGCGCCGGACACCGAUUCGGUGGUUGUGUAUAGCACGAACGCGGUGGAAGAACGGGAGAUUACCGUCACAGAGCGGGCACCAAAACCCAAGCCACCGCCAAUUGAUGUUACCGCAGCACAGCAAUACCAACAGCCGGACAACAAGACGCCCACGACGGUGCAGCCACAGACACCCGGCAGUUCAGCUUAUAAGAGCAAGCUGGACAAGGAGAAGAAGAUUGGCCACCGGCGUGUUGACGAGGAGGGCCAGAUCACUUACAAAAAGAUUCAAACAUCACAAAUUAUAGGUUCAAUUCAACUAGGCAUAGGUUACGCUGUUGGCAGUUUGGCAUCGAAACCAGAGCGUGAUUUAUUGAUGCAGGACUUCGCCAUGGUAGAGUCCAUCUUCUUUCCUGGGGAGGGGAGCAAUCUCACACCAGCACAUCACUAUAGCGACUUCAAAUUCAAGGCGUACGCUCCAGUCGCCUUUCGAUACUUUAGGGACCUGUUUAGCAUAAAAACUGAAGAUUUUUUGAUGUCCUUGUGCCACGAACCCAUGAGGGAGCUGACAAACCCUGGUGCCAGCGGGAGUGUAUUUUACCUCACCAACGACGAUGAGUUCAUCGUCAAAACAGUUCAGCACAAGGAAGCCGAGUUUUUGCAGAAUCUGCUUCCAGGUUACUACAUGAACUUGAACCAAAACCCACGAACACUGCUGCCCAAGUUCUAUGGCCUCUACUGCUACCAGUGUGGCGGCAAGAAUGUGCGUGUUGUGCUGAUGAACAACCUGCUUCCCUCGGUGGUGCCCAUGCACCAGAAGUACGACUUGAAGGGCUCCACCUACAAGCGAAAAGCGAACAAGCAUGAGCGCAGCAAACGCUCUCCGACCUUCAAGGACCUUGACUUUCUCGAGCACCAUCCUGAUGGCAUCCUGCUAGAGGCUGACACCUACAACGCUCUCAUCAAGACCAUCCAAAGGGACUGCCGGGUCUUGGAGAGCUUCAAAAUAAUGGACUACAGCCUUCUCGUAGGCAUUCACAACAUCGACCAGGCGGCGAGAGAACGAACAGAGCAGCAGUCUCAGGGUGCAAAGGAUGAAGUGAAACUUAAUUCAGCUGGCUCGGAAGAAGACUCCAGCUUCAAACCAACAGGAUCUGGGCUGACGCGGAGUAAGUCCGUAAACCGGCAACGGCUGGCGAACUUCUCCACUGCCAUGGAAUCAAUCCAGGCUGAUGUAGAGCCCAUUGAUCAUGACGAGGAUGUUCCAACCGGUGGCAUCCCAGCGAGGAACUCCAAAGGAGAGCGACUACUCUUGUUCAUUGGAGUCAUCGACAUUUUGCAAAGCUACCGGCUCAAGAAAAAGCUUGAGCACACCUGGAAGUCCAUGUUUCAUGACGGGGACUCUGUUUCAGUGCACAGGCCCAGCUUCUACGCACAACGGUUUCAGGACUUCAUGGCCAAAAGGGUCUUCAAGAAGAUUCCCUCUCUGGAUCUCCCUGAAAUCAAGGGCCCUCAUCGCAAAUUUAGAGCCCUGGUCUCUAGUGUCUUAGCACUGAAGCACUCACCUUCAAAAAGGAAAGGAGCUCCAGGGAGAACACGUCAGGUUUCAGCCAACGAACAGGAUGUCAUCAAGGAGGAAACGGAAGCGGACACAUCGCCAGGCAAAGAUCAAGCUCGCAAGAGAAGCGGCCCGAUCGUGCUUGACGAAUGGAGGCAGCAGCAGCAGCCUUAGCAGCGGCCCCCAGUGAGCUGCAGCGGACAACGCCAAGCCACAACGAGGGCCACUGCUGUUGCUGAUGCCACCGCCACCCCCUACUGCCAAGUCUGCGGUUUGAACGAGAUCUCUGGCCCACUCGUGUCGCUCGCAGGGGACAGCUGUGCUUCGUGAUACUCCUCCUGCGGACUCGAUUUUUGAUAUCGCCUCUUACCUCUCGCGGCGACAUGUGUGCCCAUUGUUGCCAGUUGUUGACGCAGUUUGUACCAGGUCGCCGUUUACGGUCGGGUCGCCUAACGAAACAGAAAUGUCGUGGCAUAUUUUUAUGCAAGCUUCGCAGUGUGUAAACCGUUCGUGCGUAGCCAGGCACAGCUUAGAUUUGUGUAAAUGUGUAGCAAUGUACGUUGCCUGAUUUAAGACUUUGGCUUUAGCGUUAUAUGUGUCUGCCAAGAUGGCAGGCCGAGAAAAACUUGCUUGUCGUUAUUUAGAGAAUUUUUCACUUUGGCACUAUUUCUUAGUAAUAUAUGAUGUCGUUACUCUAUGUUGUGAAUAUUUGAGCACUCCUCUGUUUUUGUCUUACUUGUGAUGAUGAGCUGUUGUCUAAUCAUAUUCUUCUUUUAGAUGUUCAUAUCUGUCCAUAUUUUUAAGUGUAAAAUGCACUUAGUUAACAAUUAGUGUUGGGUAUGUGCAAUUGUACAAUGUUACACAGUGGGCUCUAAGCUCAAGAGUAUACAUUUAGCCGGUAGGUCUGACAUUUCUGUGAAAAAAAAGUUAACAGACCCAGGUGCAGAGAUAUCCCCACUUAGAGUUUGUGGCUCCAAUACACAGGGGCAAUUACAACUAGUGUUUCUAUACAUAUGAAUAGUUCUGUUUGCCUUGCUGAGGCUUCUGUUUUAGAAAUACUUGUCUUAAGGAACAACUAUUUUAUGUGCAAGGUCACUUUGUUUUACAGUACUAUGACAUUUAAAUGUGCAAUCCCCGUGCGUGUUGUUCACUUAUUCUUAUUGUCCAUGCUUGGUAGCUGUGUCUUGGUAUGCUUGUGUAGUAUGUCGUCCUAUUGUGAUUUCUUUUUUUUGGCAUUUAUAAGUGUUAUGAAACAUUGUAACAUUUACAGUGUUCGACUUGUUACUACUUAAAGCUGUUACAUGCUCUUGCUAUUAUGCAGGUAUGUUACAUUAUUAGCACUGUCCACUACACUAAUUAAAUAAUGCCUACAGUAGGUGCCAACUGAAAGUACUGCAGUGUGCCUAAUCUUAUCACGACAUACAGUAAAAUCUUCAAAAUUCAAGAUCAAGUUAUCCAAAAUUACGUGUGACUUGCAUGAUUCAGUCAGUCUUUGUCAUAAUUUGAACAGCCAGAGCACACAGUAUGUUUUUAGCUUGGUCUGUAACUACCAAAGCUAGGCAAUUCUAACUGCUCUUGAACUUCUUGCCACUAGAGCUCAUGUUUAAAGCAUCCCUCUGUAACAGUGUCACACCUGAUUGAUGGCAGUUAAGGAUGCGAAAGAACUGUAAUCAUUCUGACAGCUGUCACUUUUAAGCAUACUGAUCUGAGGGUACAACAUGUUUCUCAACAAAUCUCACUUUUGCUGUGGAAGCACACAACCGACACGAUGCCCUCACCCAGAAAAAGUGAUGACCAAAAUAUUGACUUGCCAGCCAGAUACUCGUCAUUCGCCUCUGUGUAUUUGGACAAUCAAGUUUGGCCAAUAUAGGUCAAGGUAAUUUGGAUACAUUCAGUCUGGCCAAAAGCCCAAAUGCCCACUCUGGAAUAUGACUGUGGAGCGUAAUUCUGGAAUAUGAGUUCAGGAAUAUGAUUCUGGCCACUUCAAAUCACCCAACCAAAUAUUCUCAUAACAAGUGCUUAACAUAACAGUUUAGUAGACAGGCACUGCUUAUAUGUGUGCCUGUUUAACGAAGUUUCAUGUGUUUUAUCCCCAAGUUAUCUGGGGUUUUAUUUCUUUAAUUCGAAAAUCUAAUUGGAAUAUAUUUUUCUGCUAUGUUUAUAGAAUUAUCAAGGUUUUACUGUAGCGUCAAUUAUGUGCCACAUGAUUUGUACACAUAUGCCACUAUAUUUACUUAUGGUAGAGUUACCUGUGUGGACGUAAUUCUCAUUUGUAGAGGUGGCCACUUGCGAAUGAGACGUACGAAGUGAUAUAGUAUAGUACCAGUGUCUAGACGGAUUUCGUCCAAUAACGUGAUGUCAGUUGCCUCCGGAGCAGCCUGCAAUACACAGUCUCAUUUGGCACGUGUGACUCUAUGACAAAGGAGGAUGGACAGGGUCGUUCGCACAGCAUAGUGUCGUCAGCAAAUCCAUAUAAUUUUAUUUACAGUGUAGAUAGUAGUUCGUUUCAGAAACUAAAGAUGCCGAGUGACGUGCUGAUCCCCGUGGCGUUGGCAAUCGCAUGAGCUUCUGAGCAAUGAUUUCCCUGCUUCAGAUCAUUAUUUCAGCGUGCAUUUAUGAAACUUGAUUUCUGUGUAGAAAUAUUUGAGCAGUACGGACUUCUGGCUAUUGAAACCUUGCGCUUUUCUUUAGUGUGUUAUGUAUAUUUGACCUGCUGUUUCACAUGGCAGCAUCCUGUGAUGAUUGAUGGCACGAAGGCUUGUUAGCGUACUAAGCGUUUAAGCCGCAAGGUUUGUGGUUCUCGUGCAGAAGUGUCCUUACAUAUGUAUAAUUGUAAGAGUCACAACGCAUUUAUUUUGGACUUGUCAUGAUCUUUCCGCUCCCUUUAUCACAAACAGUGUGGACUGGCAAGUUUUACUUGGAAGUGUUUUGAACCUCUUGUUUUUUUUUAACUAUUUAUGUUCAUUUUGAAGUAAGUAUCCACUCACAGUUCGAGUGACUGGUUGAUGCCACAUUUUGAGUCAGAUUUAAGCAGGAGUCUGUUUCUACUUUUUUCUGUGGUUUCUCGAGUUGAGGCAUCUUGCAUAGACAGACAGUUCUCGUUGUAAUAUUUGUUUUUAUAUGUAAGAUUACUUCGCAAGUCCUUAAUAAAGCUGUUUUCUACACAUAAAAA